AUGUACUUCCGGUAAAAAACCGGACGUGGAAACGGACGACCGGUGCUUCAACGUGAACAACAUCACCUGUGGAAAAUGUUGGCUGAUUGCCUUUUAAUCGUAUUCAUAUCACUAUGUACAGCAUCUCUUGGAGAGGGAUUGACAUGGCUUUUGGUGUACAGAACAGAAAAAUACAAGAAGCUGAAGGCUGAAGUGGAGAAGCAGAGCAAGAAAUUGGAAAAGAAAAAGGAAAUUGGUGAUGCAACAGACCGCAGUCAAAAGAAAAAAUUAGAGAGACAAGAAGAAAAGCUCAAGAACAACAACAGAGAUUUAUCAUUUGUGAAAAUGAAGUCCAUGUUUGCAAUAGGUUUUGCUUUCACAGCUUUACUUAGUAUGUUCAAUUCCAUAUUUGAUGGCAGAGUGGUGGCCAAGCUGCCGUUCACACCCAUCUCCCUGCUACAGGGGAUAUCCCACAGGAACCUGGGAGGGGACGAUUACACUCAUUGCUCAUUUAUCUUUCUCUACAUCCUGUGUACCAUGUCUGUAAGGCAGAACAUCCAGAAGGUGCUUGGCCUUGCUCCAUCCCGAGCUGCUAGUAAGCAGGCUGGAGGGUUGUUUGGUCCUCCCCCUCAGCUGUCAAAGUGAUGCCGACAAUUCUCAUCCCAUAUCAUUUCCACUGGCAGACAAAACUCCACCUAUAUGUUUUAGAAUAGGAACAUUUAUAUGGUAUUUUUAAUACCUGUCCAAUUAUUUUGUCAAAGUAUUGUUCUAUAUCUCAACACUAUUUAAUAACCUUUGAAAAUCUGUUUUGUUAUUGUGCAAUUGAUGUUCUGAAUGAGGUGUGUUUGAAUGUAUGAGCUGACCAGUUUCAGACAUUAAGAGUUUAACAUCAAUAUAGCGUAUAUACUGUUCAUGAUAUUGUAUGAAUGUUCUUUUUCUUCAUUUAUAAUCAGAGAUAGUGCAAUAUUCCGGUAUUAUAUAGGAUUGCAGCUACCAUGUCCGAUACCUUGAUGAUUUCAAUGAAAUGUUAACUUUUUGUAAAGACACCAAAAAACUCAAAUCUGCUUGUCAGGCACACCACACAAGCAGUUUAAUGUUGUGGAACAAUUGUAUCAACGGGACUACAUCAAGAAUGUCAAAGUGAAUAAUUUUUAGUCGAGUCAGAUAUGUUGGUGUGUGGUCAGUUAAUGUAAGUCUCUGUAUUUAAAGAAAUAAAAUAUAAAUAUUA
This is a messenger RNA of Mizuhopecten yessoensis (Yesso scallop), 1207 nucleotides long. RefSeq names its product calcium load-activated calcium channel-like. Lineage: Eukaryota; Metazoa; Mollusca; Bivalvia; Pectinida; Pectinidae. Bases 76 to 624 code for a protein of 182 amino acids. The record is from RefSeq and is a predicted model, not a curated record. Gene Ontology annotation, cellular component: endoplasmic reticulum; endoplasmic reticulum membrane; cytoplasm. Gene Ontology annotation, molecular function: calcium channel activity. The transcript is spliced from 7 exons. Gene Ontology annotation, biological process: endoplasmic reticulum calcium ion homeostasis.